Gongylonema pulchrum is the source of this 723-nucleotide messenger RNA. NCBI's taxonomy places the organism in Eukaryota, Metazoa, Nematoda, Chromadorea, Rhabditida, Gongylonematidae. The record is from the annotation of a GenBank genome assembly.
UACUGCUCGGUGGACACGAGCCCACUGUCGAACUACAUCUCACAUCCGUUCUGGGACCGAAUUGUACAGUUUUAUCCGAUAUGGCUGGCGCCGAAUUUGCUGACGUUAGCUGGAUUCGGAUUUGUAUUGUUUUCAUUUUUAGUCGUCUCCUAUUUUGAUUAUUAUUUACGUGCUAAUUCGGAUGUUCUCACCGAAGGAGCAAUUCCGAAUUGGGUCUGGUUGCUGUGUUCAGUCUGCACAUUCUUUGGUCAUGUACUGGAUGGUACAGAUGGCAAGCAAGCACGGCGCACAGGAUCAUCCGGACCCACCGGGGAAUUGUUUGAUCACGGCUUGGAUUCGUGGUCCACAGUUACGUUCACUGUAACGCUUUUUUCAAUCUUUGGGCAAGGCGAAUUUAGUGUGCCGCUGAUUCGGCAGCUAAUGGUGCUUAUCAGUGUUCAAGUUGUAUUCCUUGUUUCACACUGGGAGAAAUACAACACCGGUACCUUAUAUUUAUCUUGGGGAUAUGAUGCCAGUCAAUACGGGCUUACUUUAUUUUAUUUGUUCACAUUUUUUAAACGCUACGAAUAUUUCAAAUUUUAUGUUUUCGAUGGUUUUACGCUUGCUGUUUGCUUCGAAUUUGGAUUUUAUCGUAAGUUGUUUUCCUCGUUAUUUUCAUUCGAUCUUGAGGCGCCAGCAAACCUUAUUCUGUCACUGGUUGAGGGCCUGCACAGUAAAAAGUAG